GGAACGCCUGGCUUAUAGGAGCUGUUGGUGGACCCUGUUGGAAUGUGAUGCGUUCUUUCUUGAGAGAUUUUCCACACCAUAUUUCCCUGUAUGAUUUCCUCAGUUGAAUAUCGACACUUUUUAAGGUGCAGUUUUGGUAUCUGGAAUUUAUUUUUUUAUCAAGUUUUAAUAUAAAAUCAUUUUGUGUUUAUUGUCACGACCUUGUUAUUGGGCUUCCGCCCUAAGUUGAUCUUUGAACGCAAUUGAAAACUCGUUAACGCAAAUAUCUUUCUAAGCAACGAUUACUGUCAAACAACAAAGUCAAGAAAACAGUCAAGCUGCUUGUGUUAUUUGAGGUAACUUGGAUCUUUUGAUCAAGUAAGAGACGUUAAUAAUGAGCAUCCAAAACCAAGUGCAGUCAGACACCGAGACAUCGCUAACAUCUAACACUAGCGAUCAUAUUCACGACGAAGAGCCGCCAGCUAUUAUUGUAGGAUUCAAGAACCCACUGCUUGCAUCUGUUAUAACUACUUUAUGUCUGAUUAUCAUCUGGGCCGUCGCUUUGCUGCCAUUGUACUUUUACUUAUCGCCUCUGCCUUCGCCCGCAGAAGGACCGGCCACGAAUUCCAGCAAUUUGACUUUACCUCACUAUCCAUGCAACGCGCCACUCAUCUUGAAUCCAGUAACACAUUUGUGCACUCUGCCUUGUGGUUGGAGGAUGUUCACGCCCCUGCAAGCCAAGGCUGGGAACAUCGUGGACAACAUCUCCCUUGUUGUCAGUCUACUGGGAUUUCUUUUUAUCUUUGCAACAUGGAUGGCCAUCAAGCAACUGCGCAUGUUCCCUCACAUAAUCCCGCUGUAUAUACAGUGCCUUUCCUCUAUAAUUUCUUUUGUGAUCGUUGUUGGUAAUGGUAUGGGUCAAGAGAAGUCAUUUUGCACGGAUGAGUUCUAUCCAGUUCCUGAAAAGCGCCAGACUUCUUUCUGCACAGCCCAGGGCCUCAUCAUACAGUACCUGUCCAAUGUUCUUGCUCUUUGGUUCGUUGUCUACAGUUUCACUUUGUUAAAGAUGAUCAACUCAAAUACCAUCAACCCACGUCAAAACACACAAACACCCCACCUUUUGUACUCUGCAAUUUGCUGGCUUCUUCCUAUCAUUUCUGUUGCCAUGGUUUUGAGCAAGGACAAGUAUGCUCCGUUUAUUAUGCGCAUUUGUGCACCAAGUAAUAGCAAGUAUGCCUACUUCACCAACAGUGCCAUCACCCAGCUGGCGCAGGGCGUUGGCUGUACCUGUCUCUUCUUUGUUGUCUACAAGCUUUGUCAGAUGUGCAACCUAGAUGGGGUUGCCGGCAUCCAGGCCCAAAGCAGACGCAAGAACAUGGAUAAGAUUGCUAUCCGUCUGGUCUGCCUGAUGUUUGCCUACGCUAUGUGUGUCGCCCUGGUGUAUAUCCCGACAUGUGUUCAACUGAGACAUAAGAAUCUGUUGCAGUUUUAUGUCAAAAAAUAUGUCGCUUGCCUGAUGUUUGCUCAAAGUUCUGAUUUUUGCCCUAAAGAAUAUGAACAGUUCACCUUUGCAGACACCUGGAUAGCCUCCUAUCUUAGCUCUGCCUUGUUUGCCAUUUCAACUGUAAGUUUCCUGGCAUUUAACAAGCAGUCUCGUCAUCUGUGGGCACACUGGUGGAAUCUGAUAGUUCUGUGUUGCUGUCCACCAGAACAGGAAAUGAUUGAGGUCCAUAAGUCAGGCUAAUAAAAAUAUAUGACUUGUGCGACAA
Nematostella vectensis (starlet sea anemone) is the source of this 1748-nucleotide messenger RNA. RefSeq lists its product as uncharacterized. Gene Ontology annotation, cellular component: membrane. The coding region runs from base 374 to 1723 and encodes 449 amino acids. Lineage: Eukaryota; Metazoa; Cnidaria; Anthozoa; Actiniaria; Edwardsiidae. Gene Ontology annotation, molecular function: transmembrane signaling receptor activity. Gene Ontology annotation, biological process: cell surface receptor signaling pathway. The record is from RefSeq and is a predicted model, not a curated record. The transcript is spliced from 7 exons.